Messenger RNA from Biomphalaria glabrata, 3916 nucleotides. Its product is annotated as transcriptional repressor protein YY1-like. Gene Ontology annotation, cellular component: PcG protein complex; transcription regulator complex. The transcript is spliced from 9 exons. Gene Ontology annotation, molecular function: RNA polymerase II cis-regulatory region sequence-specific DNA binding; DNA-binding transcription factor activity, RNA polymerase II-specific. NCBI's taxonomy places the organism in Eukaryota, Metazoa, Mollusca, Gastropoda, Planorbidae. Gene Ontology annotation, biological process: regulation of transcription by RNA polymerase II. The record is from RefSeq and is a predicted model, not a curated record. The coding region runs from base 54 to 1226 and encodes 390 amino acids.
UUCCCUCCACCCACACCCUUGAUACCAGCACAACUCUUCACUAAAUAAAGAAAAUGGCGUCCGUCAUAGGUUCCGAAGUGGAGAUACAAGAAGUUGAAGUUGAUGCUAUUCCAGUAGAAAUGCCGAUAGAGACAGUCGAAACGUCAGAUGAAGUUUCUGUACAGCCAAUGAUUGCUUUACAACCUUUACCUGAAUCAGGAGGAGAAGAAAUAGUUUUACAAACUCGAGAAGAAGUUGUUGGUGAUCCUCAUCUUGUUUAUUCGGACUCAAUACCAGUGCCAGCACCUGAAAUAGAAAUUUCCACAGAGGAAGUAAUUCCAAUGAGAAAAGGAAAAGGAAAAAGAAAAGGAAAAUCAAGAAAUAUUGUUCAAGGAGGCAAUCUUGGUGUAAAUGAUUUAGGGCUCGGUGAUACUUCUGUUAAGAAAUGGGAACAAAAACAAGUUCAGAUAAAAACACUCGAAGGAGAAUUUUCAGUCACAAUGUGGGCGUCAGAAGAUCAAUCUAAACUCGAUGAAGACUCAGUGGCUGGUGAUUCAGAUGCAGACUUCACAGAGUAUAUGACAGGAAAGAAAUUACCACCUGGUGGAAUACCUGGCCUUGAUUUAAGUGAUCCUAAACAGCUAGCAGAGUUUGCAAGUUGGGACAGGAUAAAGCCUAGGAAACCUACUGAUGAUGUACCACGAACAGUCCCAUGUCCACACAAGGGCUGUAAUAAGAUGUUUCGGGACAAUUCAGCGAUGCGCAAACACUUGCAUACACACGGUCCAAGGGUUCACGUGUGUGCAGAAUGUGGGAAAGCCUUUGUUGAGAGUUCCAAAUUAAAAAGACAUCAGCUUGUACACACAGGAGAAAAACCUUUUCAGUGCACAUUUGAGGGAUGUGGUAAAAGGUUUUCUUUGGACUUUAAUCUUCGCACACAUGUCAGAAUCCACACUGGUGACAGACCCUAUGUUUGCCCCUUUGACGGAUGCAAUAAAAAGUUUGCACAGUCGACGAAUCUGAAGUCACAUAUUCUUACACAUGCUAAAGCAAAAGUUGACAGAUCUUCAAAAACCAUGUUAGUAUUCUCAGAUCAAGGCUCAGUGGAUGGUGAUCAGUGUUUAUCAGAUGAUGGCUUAUUGGUCUUUGAUUCAAGAGGACAGUCAGCUUACCAAAUCCCUGGUGCACAGGCUGGUCAGGCUCUGGCAUAUGUUACCAUUCCUCCAGAAUCACCAGGAUGGGGCUGAGCUUGUAUCCACAGCAAUGCAUCUUGUAACUUUGGCAGAUAGAACUGAGUGUGUGGCAUUGAAGACACCAAAUGUACAGCAUCAGGUUGUUCCCUGCUAGUCUCGCCUUGUUUGUUUUAUCAAUGUAUAAACUCAUCAGCUACACAUAGAGUGUGUAUCUUUACUUUAAAGCAGUCAUUUCAAACAUGGACAGCAAUGAUAGCUAUGCUCAAAUGUAUCAGUGGUCAGUUAUGGAAGCUGUGCUAUGUGUAUCGCUUUCUUUUAAUUUUUUUCUAUCACUCAAGUUGGACUAAAGAUUUUAUUUCUCUAGACUUUGGGUUCAUGCACACUCCAAACAUUUAAAAGAUUCCCCUUAUUUCCUUAAAUCAAAUUAAAAGUCUGGAACUUUCCAUAAAAAGUUCAGUAUAUUUGUAAUUGUUAAGAAAAUGUCCUAACAUCUGAAAUAAAUGCAAAUGUUCUGAACUUUCAUAUAGGUCUUGUGGGAAGAAACAAUGUUAAUAAUAUAAUGAUGAUAAAAAAAAAUUACAAAUGUGAAGAAAACAAUUUAUUGAAAGUUAAUAUUGAGCAUCUCCAUAAUGACAACUAUCUUAAUUAAGGUCCACAACCAUACUAUUUUAAAUUUAUCAGCCAGUUGCCUCAAAAGAAAAAAAAAAGCCUAUUAGCUAUUUUAUUACAGUUUUAUUGAUAGGGCUUGGGAGUAGUGUUGUAUAUAAACUGUAAAUUCUUUUCAUCAUUUUUCACUUAAGGCUCUAUUGAAAUAAAUGAUUAAAAUGUAAUGUACCCAAUUUCUUAUUGAAUAUCUAGAUACUUUGGAAAAGUUCUUCUAAACAUUUUUCCUCCUGAAAAACUUAUUUAUUAGAAGAUGCAUGAAUCCUAUAGAACAAUAAACUACAGAAAUCCACUGGCUAGACUGGAGAAUAUACUUCCCCACACUGCCUUGAUCAACUUUUUUUUUUACGCAGUUCAAAUGUUAGUCUAUUUUGUGAGGUUCAUUUUUGUAAGUUGCUGAUAUUAAUAUGUAAUAUUUUUGUUGACACAAGACAUGGAUCUAAGUGCACAUUAUUAAGUACAGUCUUUGUUUGUUUUUCUUCAAGCUUAGUGCAAAGACGGCUUUGUUGGUUUUUUUUUUUUUUGAGUCACAAUUACUUUUAUUAAAAAAUAAAAUUGAUUGUUCACCUUAUGGUGUCAGCUCAUUCUGGGCUUUAUGCAAAAUGGAAACCAAUCAUCUUGAUUACAAUUUUUAAAAAUUAAUAGGCUAUGAAUGGAAAAAAAAGUUUGUUAUUCCAGAAAGCUUUUUUUUUUUUUCUGCUGAGCUCUACAAAGCAGCUUUCUUCCUCAUCUGUUUAGCACUACUACUUAGCUGAUGAGGAUCUGAGAUGGAUUCAUUUGGUAACUCAAAGUAAAUGAAAAGUUUUGUAAAGGUAGGAACAUUGGGUCAGGUUGGUUGAGUUUCAAUAUAUUUACUUUCAAGUUUGUAAUAUUAAGUCAUCAGUAAGUUUGUAUUCUGUUCUUUCCAAAGUGUUGACUAUGUAUUGUCAUUUCUCUAGAAAUAAAAAAAAAGUUGCAUUAGUGUUAAUCAAUUAUAAAUUAGUUGUUUGUGCUUAAGUGAAGAGUAUAGCAUGUCAGAUAAAUGCAGAUCUUACUAUUGAGCAUCAAUGUCAUGUCAUUGUCUUACAUUGGUAUACGUUUAGGGUCUGAGAUCAUUGCUAUAAUACUUUAUUUACCAUAAUCUAUUUUGCUUAUGUGUUGGAUAAUAGUAAUAUAAAAUGUUAAUUAUCUGCAACCAGGUAUAUUGUAAAAAAAAUAAAUAAAUAUAUAACACAGCAGCAAUGAAUGUCCUUAUUAAGCUCCUGAAUGCUAGACUAUAUAGCCUUCAUUUACAUUUUGAUAUGAUAUUUUGGGUUUUUGACACAUUUUUUUUUGGCAGUUUAGGCCAUGUUGUGCCCAAAAUCUCUCAAGGGUUAUUCCCCCUUUAUAGCUCAAGAGCUAAAUGUUAUAUAAACUAUUAAAAAUAAGGAACAUUCAUAGCUCAAAUGGUUAAAAUAGUAAUAAUUAUAUAACUGCUGAAGACUCAACAGUUGAAUUGUUUUUUUGUCAAUUUUUUUUUAUUACCAGAUAGUCUUCUUUCAGAAAUUGUAUUGUAUAUGCUAAAUAUACUUACAAAAAACAACAUAAUUAGUCAAAUGACUUGCACAAUUCUUAAUUUUGUAAAAUGAAUCAAACCAGUGUAUGCUUUCUGCAUUAAUCCUGAGACAUACAAUGUGUUGAUAUAUUUAUUUAUACUAUUAUUUGCUUGCAAAUAAUUGAACAUAUGAAGGAUAUUAUCUAAACAUUGUUAGUUAAGUUUGCACAGGUAAAUGGUGCAUUUGUUUGUUUCUUAUUACAGUUGGAAAUAUGUUAAUGCCAUACAACAAAUAAGGCAGAAAAGAUGUGUACAAUAUUUAUAUCUGGUGGGGCUUCAUUUUUUUUUUUUAGUCAGGUUAAGGUCAACCUGAUCUGUUCUUCUGAGCCAAUAUUGUUUGUUAAUACAUUAGCACUUAUUGUAAAUAAUGUUUCAAGAGUUUUCAUUUUGUCAUUGCGUUUAUAAUUACUGUGUAAUACAAUUAUUUCAUCUGCAUACCUUGUAAAUAAAAAUUAUUUCUGAUUCAAAUUUGCUUGUUUUAAAAUUGUAUUUUACUUUGUUAAAUAAU